Lynx canadensis (Canada lynx) is the source of this 1235-nucleotide messenger RNA. It is a transcript of the gene WNT16, whose product is annotated as Wnt family member 16. The transcript is spliced from 4 exons. Gene Ontology annotation, cellular component: extracellular region. Lineage: Eukaryota; Metazoa; Chordata; Mammalia; Carnivora; Felidae. Gene Ontology annotation, biological process: canonical Wnt signaling pathway; neuron differentiation; multicellular organism development. Gene Ontology annotation, molecular function: cytokine activity; frizzled binding. The coding region runs from base 1 to 1089 and encodes 362 amino acids. The record is from RefSeq and is a predicted model, not a curated record.
AUGGACAGAGCGGCGCUCCUGGGACUGUCCCGCCUGUGCGCGCUGUGGGCAGCCCUGCUCGCGCUGUUCCCCUGCGGAGCCCAAGGAAAUUGGAUGUGGUUGGGCAUCGCUUCCUUUGGGGUUCCGGAGAAGCUGGGCUGCGCCAACUUGCCGCUGAACAGCCGCCAGAAGGAGCUGUGCAAGAGGAAACCGUACCUGCUGCCGAGCAUCGGAGAGGGCGCGCGGCUGGGCAUUCAGGAGUGCAGGAGCCAGUUCAGACACGAGAGAUGGAACUGCCUGGUCACCGCCACCGCCCAGCCGGGCACCAGCCCCCUCUUUGGCUACGAGCUGAGCAGCGGCACCAAGGAAACAGCAUUUAUUUAUGCUGUGAUGGCUGCAGGCCUGGUGCAUUCUGUGACCAGGUCAUGCAGUGCAGGCAACAUGACCGAGUGCUCCUGUGACACCACCUUGCAGAAUGGCGGCUCAGCUAGUGAAGGCUGGCACUGGGGGGGCUGCUCUGAUGAUGUCCAGUAUGGCAUGUGGUUCAGCAGAAAGUUCCUAGAUUUCCCCAUCAAAAACACCACAGGAAAAGAAAGCAAAGUUCUGUUAGCAAUGAACCUACACAACAAUGAAGCCGGAAGGCAGGCCGUCGCCAAGCUGAUGUCAGUAGACUGUCGCUGCCACGGGGUGUCCGGCUCCUGCGCUGUGAAAACGUGCUGGAAAACGAUGUCUUCCUUUGAAAAGAUCGGCCAUUUGUUGAAGGACAAAUAUGAAAACAGUGUCCAAAUCUCAGACAAAAUAAAGAGGAAAAUGCGCAGGAGAGAAAAAGAUCAGAGGAAGAUACCCAUCCGCAAAGAUGAUCUGCUCUACCUUAAUAAGUCUCCCAAUUACUGUGUAGAGGACAAGAAACUAGGGAUCCCAGGAACACAGGGCAGAGAAUGCAACCGCACGUCAGAGGGCGCGGACGGCUGCAACCUCCUUUGUUGUGGCCGCGGCUACAACACCCACGUGGUCAGGCACGUGGAGAGGUGCGAGUGCAAGUUCAUCUGGUGCUGCUACGUCCGCUGCAGGAGGUGUGAAAGCAUGACUGACGUCCACACUUGCAAGUAGCCCCUCCAUCCAGCCUUGAGCCCCACUCCUCAGUGACAAACAAGGGACUGCCAUUCCGAGGUGCCUCCCACUGUGCAGGGCUGUGGAAGGCGCCUCCUGCCUCCGAAGUCCCAGACCCUUGGGCCUCCGGCAGCGCUCUCCUUGCC